Messenger RNA from Sclerotinia borealis F-4128, 1533 nucleotides. The record is from the annotation of a GenBank genome assembly. Lineage: Eukaryota; Fungi; Ascomycota; Leotiomycetes; Helotiales; Sclerotiniaceae.
AUGAGGCCAUUUAGUUUUGUACCUCUGCUCGCCUCAAUCAUAAGCAUCGUUCCCACCACUUAUUCUCUCGCAACAUAUUCUACUUCCUCUAGUGGUCCCUCGUAUUCUGUCGGAAUCUCUUCAAGCAACUCAAACAAUGUCUACUUUCAACUCGCGGCCCCUUCGUCAUAUCAAUGGGUCGCCCUCGGCAUUGGUUCCCAAAUGUCCGGAAGUACCAUCUUCGUCAUGUAUGCCGACGGCACCGGAAACGUGACCCUCUCCCCUCGAAAAGGCACCGGGGAAGUCGAACCCCAAUUUGAUAGUAGCAUGACCAUCGAAUUACUUUCCGGCAGUGGUAUCGUGGACGGAAAUAUGAUCGCCAAUGUCCUCUGCACAAGCUGUGCUUCCAAAUUAUCAUCCACUACAUCGACAUCAUCAAAUUGGAUCGCGGCGUGGAAUUCUGGGGCUGCACUAGAUACCACGGAUACUUCGGCAAGUAUUCAGCAACAUUCGGGAUCGAAUCAUCAGCAAUUCACCUUUGAUCUCUCGCAAGCGCAGUUGAGUACCGACGCAAACCCCUUUACGUCAACAGCUGCAGCAACAACUUCGGCAUCCGGAUCCGGAUCCGGAUCCGGUGGUAACUCCUCGGGAUCAUCUAGUUCUUCCGUAUCCAGCGGAUCUUCUCCCGUGCAAACAUACGACAAAGCGCACGGAAUAAUCAUGGGUGUAACAGUCGUGUUACUGUUCCCCCUCGGCGCCCUCUCCAUGCGAAUAUUCGGUCGACCAUGGCUCCACGCCGCUCUCCAAAUCUUCUCAUUCAUCUUCCUAAUCGUAGGUCUCGGAUUGGGAAUCAAACUUGCGGGUUUAAAAUAUGGCCCAUUUGACGCUUCCUCUCUGAAUACUCGUGCCAUAUUUGAUGAAGUUACUAGGAGACAAUUUGAUGGUUUUGGUUCGUCGGGUUUUCCGUCGGGUACGUUGACUGGGACUCCUCCUUGGGGUACUGCUACCGCUACUGGGACUGCUGGAUAUACUCGACCGACGUCGAAUUCUGGGUCUGGGUCUGGAUCCGGAUCAUCAAAUUCUGGCACUGCUGCCCUUACAGGCGCGGCUGUGACCCCAACGCUAGGCACCACUAUAACAAACACCACGCACAUGAUCUUCGGCAUCAUUCUCGUCGUGUUAUUUUUCAUCCAACCCUUCCUCGGCCUAAUCCACCACUGGCGCUACAUGAAAAUGCAAAAGCGAGGAAUGUUUGGAUGGAUGCAUUUAUGGUACGGCAGAAUACUAAUCGUGCUCGCUGUCAUUAAUGGGGGUUUGGGAUUGAGGUUGGCGGGCAAUACGAAGAGUGGAGAGAUUGCUUAUGGUGUGGUUGCGGCAGUGAUGGGGUUGUUUUAUAUUGGGGUUGUGGUUUUGACGGCGAUACGGAAGAGGAGGGGGGUAGCGGGGGGUCGAAGAUUUGAGACUUUGAGUAGAGUACAGUGGGACUUUAUGGGAUGGGUGGGGGUGGCGUGGGGUAGAUUCUUUGGAUGGGUAAGGGCCUGUUUGGCUCGGUAG